Messenger RNA from Tigriopus californicus, 878 nucleotides. RefSeq names its product small ribosomal subunit protein uS7. Gene Ontology annotation, cellular component: cytosolic small ribosomal subunit; ribosome. The coding region runs from base 138 to 794 and encodes 218 amino acids. Gene Ontology annotation, biological process: ribosomal small subunit assembly; translation. The record is from RefSeq and is a predicted model, not a curated record. The transcript is spliced from 4 exons. Lineage: Eukaryota; Metazoa; Arthropoda; Copepoda; Harpacticoida; Harpacticidae. Gene Ontology annotation, molecular function: mRNA binding; rRNA binding; structural constituent of ribosome.
GAAGGCGAGGUAAGCUCCCCCACUUUUCCCUGUUUAUCAGUCCCUCACUUGAGCUCGGAUCCCCAUCAUCGUUGAUAUUGGUUCCCGGAUCAUCCUCCGCCCACCCCGUUGUGACUGUAAACCCGGCUGAUUCAACCAUGGCUGAUUGGGACGAAGAGGUUCAAGUUGAGGGCGAGGCUCCCGUGGCCCCAGCUAUUCCCGAUCCGGUCAUUUCGGAAUUGCCCGAUAUCAAGCUGUUCGGCAAAUGGAACUGCGAUGAAGUGAAUGUGUCGGACAUGUCCCUUCAGGACUACAUUGCCGUCAAGGAGAAGUACGCGAAGUACAUUCCCCACAGUGCCGGGCGUUAUGCCGCCAAGCGAUUCCGCAAGGCUCAAUGUCCCGUGGUCGAGCGACUGGUCAACUCGCUCAUGAUGCACGGACGUAACAACGGCAAGAAACUCAUGACGGUUCGCAUUGUCAAGCAUAGCUUCGAAAUUAUGCAUCUUCUGACCGGAGAGAACCCUCUGCAAGUGUUGGUGAACGCCGUCAUCAACUCGGGACCCCGUGAGGAUUCCACCCGUAUUGGUCGUGCUGGUACCGUGAGGCGACAAGCCGUGGACGUGUCUCCUCUGCGACGCGUUAACCAAGCCAUCUGGCUUUUGUGCACCGGCGCCCGGGAGGCCAGUUUCCGUAACAUCAAGUCCAUCGCCGAGUGCUUGGCUGAUGAGCUCAUCAAUGCCGCCAAGGGGAGCUCCAACAGUUAUGCCAUCAAGAAGAAGGAUGAACUCGAGCGUGUGGCCAAGUCUAAUCGAUAAGAAGCUGCUUGUGUGUAAUCUGAAAUUUGUUCUUCAACCUGGAGCAACUGUUACAUAUGAAAUAGAUGCUGUCCAACCCCCAAA